CGCACCGGUCACGUUCUAGUCCUCUCCGGGUGGCAGUGUGAGGGACCUUUACUCUGACUCGCUUCAACUACGAUUCCCCGCAGUGCAACUACAUUUUAAACAAAAAACAGCUGUCGAAAAGUGUCCAAUUCUUUUUUCUUUUCUUCUAAAACACGAUUCCAUAACUGUCAUAAACGAGUUGUUAGUCUUAAUGUAAAAGCAUUUGGUAUUUAGUAUUGACUGAUCGCUGUAAAUUCCUCGGAGCACGAAUUUUUAAAGAUAUUCAUAUAUAUAUUUGUCUCGAACGUGACUUGAGGUAAUUAGCGUGCCUAAAAGGGAUCGUUUGGCCAUCAUCUACACAAAUUAUGAUUGUUAACAUCCCGUAUUGUGUCUUCUCGUUCAUGUGAGAACUGCAUGCGUCUCGCUUAAGAAAAAGUGAAGAACAUGCAUGAAACAGUGCCAAGUGCAGUGCCAUUCACAUCGCUGUCAUUCCCUGGGCAGUGACAAAGCCUCCAGUGACACAGGUGCGGCAGAGAAAAGGGAAAAGGCGCAUGACUUUCAAAGACAUCUCAAAGACACUGUUACUUUUGAAGGACAUCCUCUAUCACCUGAGACUAGAUCCUUAGGUGAAAAUAACCUACUAAAAAAAAAGAAAAAAAGAAAAAAAGAGAAAGAGAAAGAGAAAGAGAGAGGAAAAAGUACUCUUGCGUGUAUUAGACUCAGCGCUCAAUACAAGGUCGCGUUUGGAGAAUAUAAUCAACACAGACGCUCUUAUUUGUCUCAUUUUCACACAGACCCUCGCGAAGGAGAGACUAAAGUACAGUGCACGUUCUACCGUGACGAUGGCUACUCCUAUUAACGUACAGCGUCGCAAGCAUCUACUCUUUUGGUGCCUCGUCUACCUCUGCACAGGCGUGGGAAUCACGGACGGAUGGUGGGGACAGAAACCGGAAUUCGGGGCCGCAGCGACGUCCGUGACAGUGCUGGAAGGGGAGACGGCCAAACUACCUUGCAUAGUGCUUCAUCUCAACGACAGGGCGGUCACAUGGCUGAGGAGACGCGACCUGCACAUCUUAACUGCAGGUCAACACACGUACUCCGCUGACCAGAGAUUUCAGGUCGUACACACGGAGGGUAGUAAUGAAUGGACCCUCGUAGUACGUUACGCUCAACCACGUGACGCCGGGGUGUACGAGUGUCAAGUCAACACCGACCCAAAGCUGUCUCGGCCUGUCCUUCUACAAGUAACUGAUCCGAAUCCAGAGCUUAGCGUGACGAAGGGAAAGGUUUUCGUAGCUAAUAACACAGCUUCCACAAAAGACGGUGACCUCCGCGUCGAGAUCCAAGGACCCCGGGAACUGUACAUCGAAGAGGGGUCAUCCCUCACGCUGACCUGCCUCGUGACCACGUCCAGAGAACCAUCGACCGUCGUGUACUGGUACCACAACACGAAUCUCAUUGAUUACAAUUCUCCUCGCGGUGGUGUCAACCUGAAGAUCGACCGUGGACGAGGGGAGACUACAACUCGCCUCGUUGUGUCAGCUGUUGGUCAGGGAGACUCAGGCAUGUACUCGUGUGUGCCCCCCGGCUCUCACCCAGCGACGGUCAGGGUCCAUGUGCAGAAAGGAGAUCACGAGGCAGCCAUUCAGCAGAGCGGAGUCAGCGGCGCCAGCAGUGGCUCCUCUCUUCUCCUGCUUCCUUGCCUCUCCUCCCUGCUCCUCUUCCUCUUCGUCUAUUCCCCUCGUUUAUUCCUCCUCGACCUCCUUUCGAAACACUCGUAUGUCUUGCUUCUCUCCUGCGCCCUUUGUCUCGCUCCUUCUCUCCUCCUCUGCUUCUGCUACUGCUGGUGCUUCUGCUGUUGCAGCGUCGCCGUGUUCCUCUGCUGCCUUUCGCCCCUCGUGCUCGGCGCCCCCCCUCAGGACAUUCCCACCUCGUCCUGCUUCCUUAGGCCACGCCCUUCUCCCUCCUUCUCACCUGCCCCCCUCCUUCCCCCUUCGUCCCUCCUCGAACACCGGCCCUCCACGCCUUGCCUCGCCCGCCCUCCCUCCGCCAGGCACCCGAGAACACGGUGAGUCCCACGGCGAGGUCCUUCACGCCCUUACAACUCUACGCCAAGUGUUGACGUCCAUGCAGGCAGACCCGCGACGUCAGGCGGGGUGCCUAAGGAAGGAGCUUAGUGAAGUCAGUUUUGUAUGUCUACUCUAUAUAAGAAUGUGCAGAUGUGGAAUAUUAAUAAAGAAAUGGUUGUUUA
Messenger RNA from Penaeus monodon (black tiger shrimp), 2230 nucleotides. RefSeq lists its product as uncharacterized. Gene Ontology annotation, biological process: synapse organization. The transcript has 9 exons. The record is from RefSeq and is a predicted model, not a curated record. Bases 822 to 2051 code for a protein of 409 amino acids. NCBI's taxonomy places the organism in Eukaryota, Metazoa, Arthropoda, Malacostraca, Decapoda, Penaeidae. Gene Ontology annotation, cellular component: neuron projection membrane.